Molecule: messenger RNA, 1356 nt
Organism: Pollicipes pollicipes
Lineage: Eukaryota; Metazoa; Arthropoda; Thecostraca; Pollicipedomorpha; Pollicipedidae
Product: polypeptide N-acetylgalactosaminyltransferase 16
Biological process (GO): protein O-linked glycosylation
Cellular component (GO): Golgi apparatus
Molecular function (GO): polypeptide N-acetylgalactosaminyltransferase activity
Source: RefSeq, a predicted model, not a curated record
CCGACCCGACGCAAGCCGUGGCGCUCUCGCGCGCGCUCCACUCAGGAGCGUGGUCCGCGUGAGAUCCCUGACGGACCCGGCUCUGUGAGCGGUACCGUGUUGCGGUGGGAAGAGGCAGGCAGCGUAAUCCUGGGAGUGCGCUCGCGGUCCUGAUGUGGCUGAGGCGGCGACGAUGCCUCCGGCUCGCGGCAGUGCUCCUCUGUUCGGCGGCUCUCGUUGCAUUGCUAACGGGCGCAACGCAGCGGCGACGAAGACCUCAGGGGGGUGCGGAGGGUACACGGUCGGUCCUGGUGUUCAAUGAAGCCAGCUACAUGCAAGGAGAAUUCAGCGACGGCGGAGGUCCGACAAAAACGCACGCGUUCAACAUAGAGGCCAGCGCCCGGGUGUUGUCGGACCGCGACCUGCCAGACCCACGGCACCCGAGAUGCGAACGUGCAGAGCACGAUAUAUCCAACGGUGCAACCGUCAGCGUCAUCAUCAGCUUCCACAACGAAGCUAGGUCUGCGCUGCUCAGAACUGUCAUCAGUGUCCUGAACCGAACUCCAGAAGGUCUCCUUGAAGAAGUUAUAUUAGUCGACGACGCCAGCACUGACGAACAAGCCGGGUCGCUGCUCGUGGUCCUGCCCGGUGUCAAGCUGCUGCGGCUGCAGUGGAGGCAGGGCUUGAUUCGAGCAAGGAUUCGAGGAGCCAGCACGGCCGCCGGCGACCACCUGGUGUUCCUGGACUCGCACUGUGAGGUCAACAGGAGGUGGUUGGAGCCCCUGCUCGCUGCCGUCUUCCAGGAGCCAAAAGCUGUGGUCAGUCCCGUGCUCGACGUCAUUGAUUCACAAACGUUCGAGUACCGCUCUAGUAACCCACACCUAAGAGGCGGCUUUGGCUGGUCGUUGCGACGCCGGCGACUGAACAGCUCAGCGGCCAUUGACCCUGACAGCACCAGCCCAUUCACGAGUCCAGUGCUGCUGGGCGGGGUGUUCCUGAUCAGCCGAGAGUGGUUCGACCGGCUGGGCCAGUUCGAUCCGGGGCUGGAGGUGUGGGGCUCCGAAGACCUCGAGCUGUCGCUGAAGGCAUGGACGUGCGGCGGCCGGGUGCUGGUGGCGCCGUGCAGCCGCGUCGGCCACGUGCUCCGCAGGCGGCACCCCUACACCUUCCCCGAGGGGAACGUGCAAACAUCUCUCAGGAAUUCUAAGCGUGUAGCAGAAGUAUGGAUGGACGAGUACAAACGUUUCUUCUACCAGCGUCGCCCGGCGGCCACCGGCGUAAGUUGUGGUGACAUAAGCGACCGCCGGGCGCUGCGACGCAGCCUACAAUGCCGGAGCUUCGGCUGGUACAUCGACGAAGUCUACCCGGAAAUCAGGC